This is a messenger RNA of Letharia lupina, 864 nucleotides long. RefSeq lists its product as uncharacterized. Bases 1 to 864 code for a protein of 287 amino acids. The record is from RefSeq and is a predicted model, not a curated record. Lineage: Eukaryota; Fungi; Ascomycota; Lecanoromycetes; Lecanorales; Parmeliaceae. The transcript is spliced from 2 exons.
AUGACUCGAUCACGUCAAGCCACAGAUCGUCGAGAUAAACUCUACAGCCUCAUUGCCAUCGCUAGUGAUGGUGCCCUCUUACCAUAUCAGCCAGACUACCUUUAUCCGGAAGACACAUUGGGAACACCAUCCUGGGUGCCGAAUCUCGCGCGUUCAAAAGACAUUCCUAGCAUGGUUGAAACUGUGGAGGAUCCCUUCGAAGCCUGCGGUCCUUACGAUGAGUCCAAAAGGCUCUCUGUGCGAAAUAAUACAUUGUCAGCCCCAGGACUACUAUUGGAAAAGAUUGCAAGAUCAGCGAGCCGUAGCCUGGAAGUCAGAGUUAGGAUUGGCGAUUUGCACAAAUUUGUAGCAGAAGGUGCUAUGGACCAGCUUCAUGUACUCCGAGAAGCAUUACAAUUAACAAGUAUGCCGUGCUGGAAGGUUCCCGAACCUAUACGCAAACAGGCAUUCUGGCGGACUUUACUUGGGGGAAAUCGGACCGACAACUGCAGACUACGUCAACAUCAUGAAAACGAUUUCAACAGCUACUGGGAGUUCAUGCAGCAGUUCGAUCCUGAAUUAGAAUCUCAUUCAACUUGGGAUGGCUAUGACCUGGUCCGUGUUACCAGUGUAGAAACAAAGGUGAUUGACAUAGCUAGAGAACGCCGCUUUUGCAUGUCGGAAAGCGGUCGCAUGGGAUGGAUCCCUAAAGCUGGAAAGGAAGGUGAUAUAAUAAGCGUGCUCUAUGGUUGUUUCGUGCCUGUCCUCCUACGACCGAAAGGCAACGCGUAUGAGGUCAUUGGAACAUGUUACAUCUAUGGAAUCAUGGAUGGCGAAGCAGUUGCGGCUGCGCAGAGUCCUAUGCAGCAGAUAGAUCUAGUGUGA